Cucumis melo (muskmelon) is the source of this 1542-nucleotide messenger RNA. RefSeq names its product protein DOS2. The record is from RefSeq and is a predicted model, not a curated record. The transcript has a single exon. Gene Ontology annotation, cellular component: cytoplasm. NCBI's taxonomy places the organism in Eukaryota, Viridiplantae, Streptophyta, Magnoliopsida, Cucurbitales, Cucurbitaceae. The coding region runs from base 139 to 1344 and encodes 401 amino acids.
AUUAAAGAAAAAUCCUUUGAUAUUAAAUUCCCCACCGAAUUUUCAUUCCAUCUAUAGGGUUAAUGCCAAUUUUGCCCCUCGCGCCCAAUAGAUCUUUUCCCAGGAAACUCCCAGUAAGUUCCGAAACCUCGCAUUCGAAUGGAUCUCUUCCCCGUCUUCUCCGGCGACGGAGCGUCGGGACAGUCCGAUUUCGAGGAGGAACAUGACGACGACGAUAUUGGUUCAGUUUCUAAUCUCUCCACUCCAAGCACCAGUUGGAGCUUCGGUGGUCUGAUUAAGACUCUCGCGACCAAGUCGGAAUCCGUAAUUUCAAACUACCGACGUGAUCUUGAGGAAUUAGGAUCCGGAUUGAGGAAGGAGACGUCGGUGAUCCGAGAAGUCGCAUCACGUGCCGUGAAGGAUCUUCCGACGACGCUCGAUGUCGGUGCGUCUGUUGCGCAAGAAUCGCUGGAGUCCGUCGGCCAAGCUAUAGAUGAUAUCGGAACCGCCGUCUGGAAAUCGACUUCUAAGAUCAUCUCACACGGUAGGGAUACGUUUUUAGCUUCUGAUUUAGUUUCUGAAAACCAUGAAAAUAACAGCAAUAUUGUUAUUUCCUCAAAUCAAUUAAACAAACCUAGAAAUCUUGAAUUCAAACAGUACAAUAGAUUCAAUACUCAAUUGAUUGCGAUUCAGCGAGACCUAAAUACAUAUUUAGAGGAACCAAAUGAUAUAGAGAAUUACAAGAACUGGAAAUUAGGGUUUGUAUUGGAAGAAAAGGAAAAGGAAAUUGAGGAUUUGGUUAAAGAGAGUGAAGAUGUUCGGGAAACAUAUCGGACGGUGGUUCCAAGCAGAAUCAGCCACGAUGUCUUCUGGAGUAGAUACUUUUACAGUUUUCACAAGCUUAAGCAAGCAGAAGAAGCUAGAGUUAAGCUUGUGAAGAGAGCCAUAUCUGCAAAAGAUGAAGAAGAAUUGAGUUGGGAUGUUGAGGAAGAUGAUGAUAAAGAAGAAGGUGUGAGUGGUGAGAGUUCAGAGAAUGGGAAAACAGGAGAGGGAAAUGUGAAGAAGAUUGACAUUGAUGAUAGUUUGAAGAAAAUGGGUGGGGAUGGUAGAGGAGAAAGUGGGGAUUCUUCUUGCAAAGACAGCGAUAUUUCAAUAAUUUCAAGUCAGGGUGGUGAAGAAGAAGAAGAAGAAGAAGUCGGAUGGGAUGAAAUUGAAGAGAUUGGAACCGUUGAAGAGGCUAAAGGCAAGGUUUUUGCUUCUGGUAGUGUACAAAAAUUUGGUUUGAACAAGAAGUUAAGUGUGGCAGAGGAAGAGGAAGAUCUGAGUUGGGAUAUUGAGGAUGAAGAUGAACCUACCAAAUCAUGAACAAGAUAAACAUUCUUUUUUUCUUUUUUCUUUUCAUCAAGUUAUAAAGUUCAUAGAAUCUAUUGAUUUGGGGACUACAGUGUUUUUGUUUAGUUGAUAAGGCAUAGUCAUUUGGGUCGUGAUUAUUGUUCAUAUCUCAUUGCCCACAUGUAUGUAUGAAAAAAAAAAAAAUCAAAUCUUUACUAACUUUUGAAUGUU